CCAUGAUAAACCUUAUCAAAACUGACAAAUAUUUUAGUAUGGAAAUGCUUGGGAAGUAUGAAUUUAUUAGUAAACAAAAAAAUAAUUUCCAAGAAAAAUUUGAUAAAGUUCGUGCUGAAUUACCAACAAAUGCACAAGAAUAUUUUAUACAUUAUCACGGG
Molecule: messenger RNA, 161 nt
Organism: Racocetra persica
Lineage: Eukaryota; Fungi; Glomeromycota; Glomeromycetes; Diversisporales; Gigasporaceae
Source: the annotation of a GenBank genome assembly